Messenger RNA from Arxiozyma heterogenica, 861 nucleotides. It is a transcript of the gene PRO3, whose product is annotated as pyrroline-5-carboxylate reductase. Lineage: Eukaryota; Fungi; Ascomycota; Saccharomycetes; Saccharomycetales; Saccharomycetaceae. The transcript has a single exon. The record is from RefSeq and is a predicted model, not a curated record. Gene Ontology annotation, biological process: L-proline biosynthetic process. Gene Ontology annotation, molecular function: pyrroline-5-carboxylate reductase activity. Bases 1 to 861 code for a protein of 286 amino acids.
AUGGCAGGAUAUACAUUAACUAUGUUGGGUUGUGGUGUUAUGGGCCAAGCGAUCCUUUCAGCUAUAUAUAAUGCUCCUAAACCAGAAGACAAGAAAAUUCAAAGCUUAUAUCCAAGUAAAAUCAUUGCAUGUAACGGUGAUGAACAGGCGGCUGAACAAGUUAGCAAGUUAAUCUCUGGGUUUGAUCCAUCGCCAAAUGGAAUCAUUGUAGAGUCUACGUUUAGUGAUAAUUUAUCUGCAGUGGAACAAUCUGACGUUGUUAUUUUAGGGACAAAACCAUUUUUAGUAGAACCUGUAUUAAAUGAGGUUGAAUCAGUAAUUGAUGGGAAAUUGAUUGUGUCUAUUGCUGCAGGAUGGACCAUAGAACAAUUGCAAUUCUACUCUAAAUCAGUAUCACGUAUUAUGACUAAUACACCAGCCAAAUACGGGUACGGUUGUGCUGUGAUUGCCCACUCUUUAGAAGUGAAAGAUGAGCAAAAGACGCUAGUCAACGAAUUAAUAAGGCACGUUGGUGUUUGUGUGGAGUUGCCAGAGAAACAUAUGGAUGCAGCAACCUCUUUAGUUGGCUCAGGACCAGCAUACGUCUUACUAAUGAUUGAAUCCAUGAUGGAGAGUGGUAUUAAAAUGGGGAUCCCACUACAAGAAUCAUUGAAAUGCACAUUACAAGUCCUUGAAGGCACAGCCAAGAUGGUGGAGAAGAGUGGAGCCCAUCCAAGUGUUCUAAAGCACCAAGUGUGUACACCAGGUGGUACCACCAUUGCUGGUCUUUGUAAAAUGGAAGAGUAUGGUGUUAAGAACGGUAUAAUUAAAGGUGUUGAAGAGGGUGCCAUUGUAGCUGCCAAACUAGGUAAAAAGAAAUAA